GUUGCAGAUGUGUUAUGUCACUUCAGAACCACCAGGAGGAGCCCUUAAGGCAGAAAUAAUACUAGGACAUUAGUAGGCUUAAUAUAAUUAGUAGGCCUAAUAUGUGUAGAAUUAGUAGGCCUAAUGGAAUUAGUAGGCUUAAUAGAAUUAGUAGACUUAAUAUGUGUAGAAUUAGUAGGCCUAAUAUGUGUAGAAUUAGUAGGCCUAAUAUGUGUAGAAUUAGUAGGCCUGAUAUGUGUUGAAUUAGUAGGCCUAAUAUGUGUAGAAUUAGUAGGCCUAAUAUUUGUAGAAUUAGUAGGCCUGAUAUGUGUUGAGUUAGUAGGCCUGAUAUGUGUAGAAUUAGUAGGCCUGAUAUGUGUUGAAUUAGUAGGCCUGAUAUGUGUUGAAUUAGUAGGCCUAAUAUGUGUAGAAUUAGUAGGCCUGAUAUGUGUAGAAUUAGUAGGCCUAAUAUGUGUUGAAUUAGUAGGCCUGAUAUGUGUAGAAUUAGUAGGCCUGAUAUGUGUUGAAUUAGUAGGCCUGAUAUGUGUUGAAUUAGUAGGCCUGAUAUGUGUUGAAUUAGUAGGCCUGAUAUGUGUAGAAUUAGUAGGCCUGAUAUGUGUUGAAUUAGUAGGCCUGAUAUGUGUUGAAUUAGUAGGCCUGAUAUGUGUUGAAUUAGUAGGCCUGAUAUGUGUUGAAUUAGUAGGCCUGAUAUGUGUUGAAUUAGUAGGCCUGAUAUGUGUUGAAUUAGUAGGCCUGAUAUGUGUAGAAUUAGUAGGCCUGAUAUGUGUUGAAUUAGUAGGCCUGAUAUGUGUUGAAUUAGUAGGCCUAAUAUGUGUAGAAUUAGUAGGCCUGAUAUGUGUUGAAUUAGUAGGCCUGAUAUGUGUUGAAUUAGUAGGCCUGAUAUGUGUUGAAUUAGUAGGCCUGAUAUGUGUUGAAUUAGUAGGCCUAAUAUGUGUAGAAUUAGUAGGCCUGAUAUGUGUUGAGUUAGUAGGCCUGAUAUGUGUAGAAUUAGUAGGCCUGAUAUGUGUUGAAUUAGUAGGCCUGAUAUGUGUUGAAUUAGUAGGCCUGAUAUGUGUUGAAUUAGUAGGCCUGAUAUGUGUUGAAUUAGUAGGCCUGAUAUGUGUUGAAUUAGUAGGCCUGAUAUGUGUUGAAUUAGUAGGCCUGAUAUGUGUUGAAUUAGUAGGCCUGAUAUGUGUUGAAUUAGUAGGCCUGAUAUGUGUUGAAUUAGUAGGCCUGAUAUGUGUUGAAUUAGUAGGCCUGAUAUGUGUUGAAUUAGUAGGCCUGAUAUGUGUUGAAUUAGUAGGCCUGAUAUGUGUUGAAUUAGUAGGCCUGAUAUGUGUUGAAUUAGUAGGCCUGAUAUGUGUUGAAUUAGUAGGCCUGAUAUGUGUUGAAUUAGUAGGCCUGAUAUGUGUUGAAUUAGUAGGCCUAAUAUGUGUUGAAUUAGUAGGCCUAAUAUGUGUUGAAUUAGUAGGCCUGAUAUGUGUUGAAUUAGUAGGCCUACUAGAUUUUCCAGCUGUUGACACUGAAGAUCAUAUGAAUGUAUAA
Oncorhynchus keta (chum salmon) is the source of this 1524-nucleotide messenger RNA. RefSeq lists its product as uncharacterized. NCBI's taxonomy places the organism in Eukaryota, Metazoa, Chordata, Actinopteri, Salmoniformes, Salmonidae. The record is from RefSeq and is a predicted model, not a curated record. The transcript has 2 exons. The coding region runs from base 124 to 1524 and encodes 466 amino acids.